UUUAUUCCAAAGCCCAGCUCCAAUCCACAACAAUAGAGCUAACAAAAACAUCCAAAAAAUAAUCGAAGGAGCGAAGGGAUAGUCAUAGAUGGCUAGUUGCUGAAUUGCUGUUUGAGCUCUGCGUUAUUGUUGGGAGGGCAAGACAAUGCUAACUCAGAUUCAAAAGCAUCUUCUUCUUCCCCAAUUUCUUCACAGUACUAAUGCUUGCUUCUGCAAUUGACAAGAUUAUGAUGAAUGAAAUAGCUCUCUCCUCUGGAUUUUUAUUUCCAAGUGUCAAAAUUUCAUUCUUCCAAAGGACAGCAAGGCUUACUAGCCUCAAACCAAAGGUAACAAGUGCUCUUUGUGUCAAAUGCUCUCAAAAACAACUAAAACUGAAUUCCAGAGCUGAUGAGAAUAGGAAGGUUGUAAAGAAAUCAGGAAAGAAGGAGCACCACUUAUGGCAGAAAAGAGAUUCAGCUGGAUCUGGGCGAAAGGCAUUGAAUCUUGUUAGAAUUGUUUCUGAACUUCCUAACGAGAAAGAGGCUGUGUAUGGAGCAUUAGAUAAAUGGACAGCCUGGGAGACAGAGUUUCCAUUGAUUGCAGCUGCGAAAGCUUUAAAAAUAUUGCGGCAGAGGAGGCAAUGGACGCGUGUAAUUCAAGUGGCAAAGUGGAUGUUGAGCAAAGGUCAAGGAGCAACAUUGGGAACAUAUGACACCCUUCUACUGGCAUUCGAUAAGGAUGACAGGGCAGAUGAGGCUAAAUCAUUAUGGAACAUGAUUAUAUAUGCACAUAAUCGCUCUAUGUCGAAGCGCUUAUUUUCAAGGAUGAUUUCUCUGUAUGAUCAUCAUAACAUGCAAGAUGAGAUAAUAGAGGUGUUCGCUGACAUGGAGGAGUUGCGUGUAAGACCAGAUGAAGAUACUGUUCGGAGAGUGGCACAUGCCUUCAAGAAAUUAGGCCAAGAAGAGAAGCGGCAAUUGGUUCUUGGAAGGUACCAAUGUAAAUGGAAGUAUAUCCACUUCAAUGGUGAAAGAGUUAGAGUGAAAAGAGAUAGAUGGAAUGAAGAAUGAUUGACAACUUGACCAAUUAAAGUUGACUAAUUGGCACCGGGUGCCAUCUGAUUAAGAUGAUGUGCUGGCAGUAGUGGCAUGCAUGCAAUCUAAUGCUCCCACAUCUGUGUGAAGAGUAGGGUGUUGCAAAUUGGAAACGACUACUGUGCAAGAAGUCCCGAAUGUUGUGGCAAGGAUUUCAUCAACUCAAUCCAUCUUCAUAUGGCGGAAUGCAUACUUACUGUGCAUCUGCGGUCUGUUGGUUUACAGUGAGCUGCAAUUAGCCUCCAAAUGUGAAGUUUUGCGAACCUCUUCACACAUUGUUUCAGAUCAUUGGCGUGGAGAUUGACGCAAAAGUAUAUGGAUUUUCUAAUUCUCAAGUUUCGCCGAUUCCUAGCGAAAGCUUGUUUAUUUGUUGUAAGAUGUGUACGAGGAAGUCAAAUAAUUCCUUAUGUAUAUCGAUGAUAGAGACCAGCACCUCUUUAAAUUAGAAGGUUACAACCGAAGUCGGUUCAGUUUUACUUCUAAUACUAGGUCUGGAGGCAAAGAGAAGAUUUGCAGAUGCCAAAACAGUCUUCAUUCUGUAAUAAAAAAACUGGCGCAUUGUGCUUCUAUUGGCAGUAGAAAUGGUUCAAUAA
Messenger RNA from Populus euphratica (Euphrates poplar), 1663 nucleotides. RefSeq names its product Pentatricopeptide repeat (PPR) superfamily protein. The transcript has 8 exons. The record is from RefSeq and is a predicted model, not a curated record. Bases 201 to 1046 code for a protein of 281 amino acids. Gene Ontology annotation, molecular function: protein binding. NCBI's taxonomy places the organism in Eukaryota, Viridiplantae, Streptophyta, Magnoliopsida, Malpighiales, Salicaceae.